AUGCGCUUCUUCAACAAGAAGCCCACCGGCGAGACGUCGACAACCGAGCCAGAAGUUCGCUCAGACGAGACCACUCCUGUGCAAAGCGGCGCACCAUCAGAAGUCAACGAGGAGAAGAACAAUGUUGAGACCACAGUCGACGCCCCCGAGUCAAGAACAUCCUCGCAACACGGCGACAUGACCGAGAAGCAGGCGGAGGUUGCAGCCGCAGAGAACCCAGCAGAGAAGAAGAUUGCAGAACUAGGCCCGGACGACGAAGAGGAGGACGAUGAGUCGAGAUAUCCGAAAUCCACCCAAUUCGCCCUCAUCUCUGUCGCCUUGUGCCUCUCGGUCUUCUGCAUGGCCCUCGACAACACCAUCAUCGCCACCGCUAUCCCGAAAAUCACAGACGAGUUCCGCGCGAUCAACGACGUGGGAUGGUAUGGAUCGGCGUACUUGCUCUGCACGUGUGCCUUCCAGCUGUUCUUCGGCAAGCUGUACACCUUCUUCUCGCUCAAAUGGAUCUACCUCACCGCCCUCGGGAUCUUCGAGAUUGGUAGUGCUGUCUGCGGUGCCGCCCCGAACUCGACUGCUUUCAUCAUCGGACGUGCGGUGGCGGGUUUGGGGUCGGCGGGUAUCUUCUCGGGUGCUAUCCUUAUUGUCGCCGAUACGAUUCCGCUGCGCAAGCGGCCGACGUAUAUGGGGUUGAUUGGUGGCAUGUAUGGGAUUGCGAGUGUUGCUGGUCCGCUGCUUGGAGGAGCAUUGACGGAUAAUGUUUCGUGGAGGUGGUGCUUCUACAUCAACCUCCCCAUCGGAGCGGUCACCUGCCUCUUCAUCGUCUUCUUCUACAAGCCCACAGCAGCAGCCCGAGCUCAGAAGUUGAACGAAGGCUGGAAAGCACGUCUUGAACAAUUCGACAUAUAUGGCACGCUUGUCUUCCUUCCCAUGGUCGUCUGCCUACUUCUCGCUCUGCAGUGGGGCGGCAGCACAUACGAAUGGAGCAACGGCCGCAUCAUCGCGCUCUUCGUCGUCUUCGGUCUGCUAGCAAUCGUCUUCGGCGGCAUCCAGCUUUGGAAGAAGGACAACGCCACCGUGCCCCCACGAAUCAUCAGACAGCGCAGCAUCUGGUCCGGCGCCUGCUUCGCUGCCUGCAUCGGCGCAUCCUUCUUCGUCUUCGUUUACUACAUCCCCAUCUGGUUCCAAGCCAUCAAAGGCGUCUCCGCCGUUCGCUCGGGCAUCAUGAACAUCCCCAUGGUGCUCGCCCUCGUCGUCGUCUCCAUGAUCGGCGGCAUCGCCGUCACCGUCCUCGGCUACUACACCCCCUUCGUCUACGCCUCGUCCAUCUUCAUGUCGAUCGGCGCGGGUUUACUCUCCACCUUCGACCGCGACACCGCAAGCCCAAAGUGGAUCGGCUACCAAAUCAUCUUCGGCGCUGGGGUGGGCUUCGGCAUGCAGCAAUCACUCGUCAUGGCCCAGACGGUGCUGCCGAAACGCGACGUCCCCAUCGGCACGGCGAUGAUGAUGUUCUCCCAGACCCUGGGCGGCGCCAUUUUCGUGUCUGUGGGCCAGAACGUAUUCACGAACCAGCUGCUCAAGAACCUCAAGGACGCCGUGCCGGGGCUGAACCCGGCUGUUGUGCUCGCGACCGGGGCGACGAGUCUGAAGGACGCGAUUGAUCCGAAGUUCUUGCCCGCGGUGCAGGAGGCGUAUAACACGGCGAUUAUUAAUUGCUUUUAUGUCGGAGUGGCGGUGGCGGUGUUGAGUGGGGUGUUCGCGGCGCUUUGGGAGUGGAAGAGUGUUAAGGGAAAGAAGAUUGAGAUGGCUGCUGCGUGA
Messenger RNA from Saxophila tyrrhenica, 1812 nucleotides. RefSeq names its product MFS sugar transporter (gene MFS1). The record is from RefSeq and is a predicted model, not a curated record. The transcript is spliced from 3 exons. Gene Ontology annotation, cellular component: plasma membrane. Gene Ontology annotation, biological process: transmembrane transport. NCBI's taxonomy places the organism in Eukaryota, Fungi, Ascomycota, Dothideomycetes, Mycosphaerellales, Extremaceae. The coding region runs from base 1 to 1812 and encodes 603 amino acids. Gene Ontology annotation, molecular function: transmembrane transporter activity.